CGGCUGCGCGCGGCCGGAGACGGGCGCCGCGCGGGAGUGUGUGAGGGGCGCGGGCUUGUGGGACCCAGGCAGCCGACGGCGGUCAUGGGAGCGGGUUGGCGGCGGCCGUAGUUGUCGGAGCCUGGGGUUCAGCUUCCCGGAGCCCCAGAGGGCGGGGCAGUCCGGGCCCGGCGGUGGCGGCGCCACUUCCCCGCUCCCGCCCUCGGAUCCUGAGGGAGCUCGCGGCGGACGAGCGGACCGGGCGGCGCGAAUCUGACUGAGGGGCGGGGACGCCGUCUGCUCCUCGCCGCUCCCGGGCCGGCCUCUCGGACAGCCCCAGGCCCCGGGGGCUGAGACCCGCGGCCGGAGCUCGAGGCGGGCGGUGGGCCCGGGCGGAGCCCCGGCCGGAGCCGGCGGGUCGGGGGCGGCGCUAGGCCCCGAGGCGGCCGGGCCGGAGCGCGGGGAACGGGAGUGCGGGCCCGGCGGUGGCGGCGGCAUGAGCCGGCCCCCGCCGACGGGGAAAAUGCCCGGCGCCCCCGAGGCCGUGUCGGGGGACGGCGCGGGCGCGAGUCGCCAGAGGAAACUGGAGGCGCUGAUCCGAGACCCUCGCUCGCCCAUCAACGUGGAGAGCUUGCUGGAUGGCUUAAAUUCCUUGGUCCUCGAUUUGGAUUUUCCUGCUUUGAGGAAAAACAAGAAUAUAGACAAUUUCUUAAAUAGAUAUGAGAAAAUUGUAAAAAAGAUCAGAGGUCUACAGAUGAAGGCAGAAGACUAUGAUGUUGUGAAAGUUAUUGGAAGAGGUGCUUUUGGUGAGGUGCAGUUGGUUCGUCAUAAGGCAUCACAGAAAGUUUAUGCUAUGAAGCUUCUUAGUAAGUUUGAAAUGAUAAAAAGAUCAGAUUCUGCUUUUUUCUGGGAGGAAAGAGAUAUUAUGGCCUUUGCCAACAGUCCCUGGGUGGUUCAGCUUUUUUGUGCCUUUCAAGAUGAUAAGUAUCUAUACAUGGUAAUGGAGUACAUGCCUGGUGGAGACCUUGUAAACCUCAUGAGUAACUACGAUGUACCUGAAAAAUGGGCCAAGUUUUAUACUGCCGAAGUUGUUCUUGCUUUGGAUGCCAUACACUCCAUGGGUUUAAUUCACAGAGAUGUGAAGCCUGACAACAUGCUUUUGGAUAAACAUGGACAUCUAAAAUUAGCAGAUUUUGGCACAUGUAUGAAGAUGGAUGAAACAGGCAUGGUGCAUUGUGAUACGGCGGUUGGAACACCUGAUUAUAUAUCACCUGAGGUUUUGAAAUCACAAGGAGGUGAUGGUUACUAUGGGCGAGAAUGUGAUUGGUGGUCUGUGGGUGUUUUCCUUUUUGAGAUGCUGGUGGGGGAUACUCCAUUUUAUGCAGAUUCACUUGUAGGAACAUACAGCAAAAUUAUGGAUCAUAAAAACUCGUUAUGUUUCCCUGAAGACGCAGAAAUUUCUAAACAUGCGAAGAAUCUCAUCUGUGCCUUCUUAACAGAUAGGGAGGUGCGACUUGGGAGAAAUGGGGUGGAAGAAAUCAAACAACAUCCUUUCUUUAAGAAUGAUCAGUGGAAUUGGGAUAACAUAAGAGAGACGGCAGCCCCUGUGGUACCUGAGCUCAGCAGUGACAUAGACAGCAGCAAUUUUGACGACAUUGAGGAUGAUAAAGGAGAUGUGGAAACCUUCCCAAUUCCUAAAGCUUUCGUGGGAAAUCAGCUGCCCUUUAUAGGGUUUACCUAUUAUAGAGAAAAUCUGUUAUUAAGUGACUCUCCAUCUUGUAAAGAAAAUGAUUCAAUACAAAUAAGGAAGAAUGAAGAAAGUCAAGAGAUUCAGAAAAAGCUAUACACAUUAGAAGAACACCUUAGCACUGAGAUACAAGCCAAAGAGGAACUAGAGCAGAAGUGCAAGUCUGUUAAUACUCGCCUGGAGAAAGUAGCAAAGGAGCUAGAAGAAGAGAUUGCCUUAAGGAAAAAUGUGGAAUCAGCAUUAAGACAAUUAGAAAGAGAAAAGGCACUUCUUCAGCACAAAAAUGCAGAAUAUCAGCGGAAAGCUGAUCAUGAAGCAGACAAGAAACGAAAUUUGGAGAAUGAUGUUAACAGCUUAAAAGAUCAACUGGAAGAUUUGAAAAAAAGAAAUCAGAACUCUCAGAUAUCCACUGAGAAAGUGAAUCAACUCCAGAGACAGCUGGAUGAAACCAAUGCUUUGCUGCGAACAGAAUCUGAUACUGCGGCCCGGUUAAGAAAAACCCAGGCAGAAAGUUCAAAACAGAUUCAGCAGCUGGAAUCUAACAAUAGAGAUCUACAAGAUAAAAAUUGCCUGCUGGAAACUGCCAAGUUAAAACUUGAAAAGGAUUUUAUCAAUCUGCAGUCAGUUCUAGAAUCUGAAAGGAGGGACCGAACCCAUGGAUCAGAGAUUAUUAAUGAUUUACAAGGUAGAAUAUCUGGCCUGGAAGAAGAUUUAAAGAAUGGCAAAAUCUUAUUAACCAAAGUAGAGAUGGAGAAGAGACAACUACAGGAGAGAUUUACUGAUUUGGAAAAGGAGAAGAAUAACAUGGAAAUAGAUAUGACAUACCAACUGAAAGUUAUACAGCAGAGCUUAGAACAGGAAGAGGCUGAACAUAAGGCUACAAAAGCACGGCUUGCAGAUAAAAAUAAAAUUUAUGAAUCCAUUGAAGAAGCUAAAUCAGAAGCCAUGAAAGAAAUGGAAAAAAAGCUCUUGGAGGAAAGAACUUUAAAACAGAAAGUAGAGAACUUGUUGCUGGAAGCUGAGAAAAGAUGCUCCAUAUUAGACUGUGACCUCAAACAGUCACAGCAGAAAAUCAAUGAACUCCUCAAACAGAAAGAUGUGCUAAAUGAGGAUGUUAGAAACUUAACAUUAAAAAUAGAGCAGGAAACUCAGAAGCGCUGCCUUACACAAAAUGACUUGAAGAUGCAAACACAGCAAGUUAACACGCUAAAAAUGUCAGAAAAGCAGUUAAAACAAGAGAACAAUCAUCUCAUGGAAAUGAAAAUGAGCUUGGAAAAACAGAAUGCUGAACUUCGAAAAGAACGUCAAGAUGCAGAUGGGCAAAUGAAAGAGCUCCAAGAUCAGCUUGAAGCAGAGCAGUAUUUCUCAACCCUCUACAAAACACAGGUUAGAGAACUGAAAGAAGAAUGUGAAGAGAAGACCAAGCUGUGUAAGGAAUUGCAGCAGAAGAAACAGGAACUGCAGGAUGAAAGAGACUCCUUGGCUGCUCAACUGGAGAUUACCUUGACCAAAGCAGAUUCUGAGCAGCUGGCUCGUUCAAUUGCCGAAGAACAAUAUUCUGACUUGGAAAAAGAGAAGAUCAUGAAAGAGCUGGAGAUCAAAGAGAUGAUGGCUAGACACAAGCAGGAACUCACGGAAAAAGAUACUACAAUCGCAUCCCUUGAAGAAACGAAUAGGACACUAACUAGUGAUGUUGCCAAUCUUGCAAAUGAGAAAGAAGAAUUAAAUAACAAAUUGAAAGAUGCCCAAGAGCAACUAUCAAGAUUGAAAGAUGAAGAGAUAAGUGCAGCAGCUAUUAAAGCGCAGUUUGAGAAGCAGCUGUUAACAGAGAGAACACUCAAAACUCAAGCUGUGAAUAAGUUGGCUGAGAUCAUGAAUCGGAAAGAACCUGUUAAGCGUGGUAAUGACACAGAUAUGCGGAGAAAAGAAAAGGAGAAUAGAAAGCUACAUAUGGAACUUAAAUCUGAACGUGAAAAACUGACCCAGCAGAUGAUCAAGUAUCAGAAAGAACUGAAUGAAAUGCAGGCUCAAAUUGCUGAAGAGAGUCAGAUUCGAAUUGAACUGCAGAUGACACUGGACAGUAAAGACAGUGACAUUGAGCAGCUGCGAUCCCAGCUCCAGGCCUUGCAUAUAGGUCUGGAUAGUUCCAGCAUAGGCAGCGGACCAGGGGAUGCUGAAGCAGAUGAUGGGUUUCCAGUUCAUAUCACUCAGUCACACACUAUGGAAUCCAUGUCAUUCACCUACCAACGUUCCUCUACUUCUCUCAAUAUUGCCACUAAGCCUUCCAGUUCUCAUAUGCUUCUUGACUCUGAUUCUGACUCAGAAGAAGAAUCUGUGCCUUACUUACCUAUUUCGUCGGAACCUAAUGGUACAGAAUCAAGAUUAGAAGGAUGGCUUUCAUUGCCUGUGCGAAACAACACUAAGAAAUUUGGAUGGGUUAAAAAGUACGUGAUUGUAAGCAGUAAGAAGAUCCUUUUUUAUGACAGUGAACAAGAUAAAGAACAAUCUAACCCGUACAUGGUUUUAGAUAUAGACAAGUUAUUUCAUGUUCGACCAGUUACACAGACAGAUGUAUAUAGAGCAGAUGCUAAAGAAAUUCCAAGGAUAUUCCAGAUUCUCUAUGCCAAUGAAGGAGAAAGUAAGAAGGAGCAAGAAUUUCCCGUAGAGCCGGUGGGAGAAAAAUCAAAUUGUAUUUGCCACAAGGGACAUGAAUUUAUUCCUACUCUCUACCAUUUCCCAACCAACUGUGAGGCCUGUAUGAAGCCAUUGUGGCACAUGUUUAAACCUCCUCCUGCUUUGGAGUGCCGUCGCUGCCAUAUUAAAUGUCAUAAAGAUCACAUGGAUAAAAAGGAGGAAAUUAUAGCACCCUGCAAAGUGUAUUAUGACAUUUCAUCGGCAAAGAAUCUAUUAUUAUUAGCAAAUUCUACAGAAGAGCAGCAAAAGUGGGUUAGUCGGUUAGUGAAAAAGAUACCUAAGAAGCCUCCAGCUCCAGACCCUUUUGCACGGUCAUCUCCUAGGACAUCAAUGAAAAUACAACAAAACCAGUCUAUCAGACGGCCAAGUCGACAGCUUGCCCCAAACAAACCAAGAUUGCUUGAUUUGGCAUUUAAAGACUGGGAUUGGUCGUUUGAUGAUAUUGAUGGUGGUGAUGAUGAUGGCGAUGUUUUUGAUUUCUGAAGAAGUAAAUGGGCUAACUGCCUUCUGUGAAUGCAGUCAUUAGUCAAGGUGAUCAUAUUCUUCCAGCUGAAACAAGACUGAAAUAUGAUGGCCCAAAAUUUAUUAAAAAGCUAUAUUUUCUUGAGAGACUGAUAAACACAUACAUAUAUAUGUUCCCUUUAUUCCUGCAAUAUAAAUUAUAAAUCUUGGAUAGAUUUUCUGGGCUCUUUUGGAGCAACAAGUUGAGCCAGCAGUGAUUGGCUAAUCAGAUAAGAAUAUCAUGUGCAACUCUUCCAAGUUCGUUCCAUCCAGCUCUCUUGGCAGUCACUCAUACACUACAUUGCAUAAAAGGAUUGAGAAGAGUUAAAGUUUAAAGAAGUCAUCUUUUCAGCUUCAACAGAGAGAUUUCACCAGCACAUUUGCCAGAAGAAUCUGGGAGUGGGUUCCACUACAGUGAUACAGACUGCAUCUUUAAGAAGUGACCAGUGUGUGUGUGUGUGUGUGUGUGUGUGUGUGUAUCCGCAUGCAUUCAUGCACACACACACACAUAUAUAGUACUGUAAUACUGCAAGAGGGUUUUUUUUAACUUCCCACUUUAUUUUUUUAUAAACAUUAAUCCAAUAUCAUUACUUAACUGCAGUUGCAACUAUGCACUUGUAUAAAGCCAUAAUGUUGGAGCUCAUAUCAUUCAUUUGCGUGUACCUGAUGGAAGCUGCAUGUUUAUGUUUAAGCAAUUACUGUAACACACAGUUUAAAGUUAAUUCUGUCAGUUUCCUAAUGCUUCAUAAUAGGCAACGUUACCCAUUUUGAAUGCCUUAAUUUAAUUUUUUUUCAAAAUUCCAACUCUUUUCUGUAUUUAAAAAAAAAAACAAAAGCAAAAAACAAAAAAAGAACAAGUGUUUACCAGCUGUUAGGAUGCAGAUUUGCUUUGCAGGAGAAAAAUAGUGCACUAUUUUUACACAUAAUAGUUAUCAAUGUCAGCCUAUUUUGAUUGUAUAACAGAUUUUUUUUAAGUAUCGGUGAUAAAAACAAUAAUGGAUAGUGUUGGAACUAAUAUAUCUGUUAUGUAUAAUCUAUUACUCAUCCGACCCUUUUACAGACCUCAGUAUUAGUUUGUGACUAUGAAGCGGUUUCUUUGCUUUUAAUUUGCUGGCUACCCUAGAUGUGUUUUUAUUUCUGGUAAAGACAUUUGUGACUAUUUUUUACAUUUUCACACUCAAGAUUCAAAAAUUAUCUCAAGUACAAAGAAAACUUAAGACAUACUGUACAUAUAUUUUAAAUAUUUAAAUGUGAUCCCUUAAACAGACAGCUGUAUGGCAAUAUUGCAGUAUUGGGUUAAGAAAACUGAUGACUGGGAAAAAGAGGCCUCAAAGGCACUUAACUUGAUUUUUAUUUUUUUAAAUGCUGUUAAAGUUACAAUUUAUGGAGGACUAUUCCUGCUAUAUUUCUUGUUAUCCCAGAAAAGUGUAUGUUUUAUACUACUACAGUAUGCAUCAGUAAGAACCAAGUAAAAAGAAAUUACGUAGUCUUUUAUCAGUCUCUCUUUAUAUAUAUAUACAGAUAGACAGAAUUUGACAUGAUACUGAAAUAUGUCAUCUAACAUUUCAAUGAAGGAGGUAGACAUUUUUCAUUGAUUCCUCCCGGGGUCAGUGUAGAGGUGUUUAAAGUGUUAGAUCCUUAAUUAUAGAUAUUAUUGUGAAAAUUGAAGCGUGGCCUUCGGCUCCUGAUGUACUGAAACUGAAUCUCGUUAUUACAUUAUCCAGUCUGCACUCUUUCAUGCUGUCUGUGCUAAAACUAGAUAUGCAUGCUAUUCCCUUGCAGCUAUGUUCUGGUUUAGGGGCACAGCUUUUUUUUUUUUUUUUUUUUUUUAAGUAAGAUUAAAAAAUAUAUAAAAUUUAUAUAGAAUAAAUAUUUCCAUUCAUUAGACUUGUUAAAAGGAGACUGAAUUAAUAUUUUAUAUAAAGAUUUUGUUACACUAUGGGAGGUUCUAUCAUAUUAUUCUGAAUUGGAGAGUAUAUAUAUAUAUAUUUUUAAUAAACUUUAUUAAGGUGAAAUAAUUUGAAGUUUACACAUGAGUAAUUGAAAUAUUUGAGUAAAAAUGGCAAAAGUUUAAAUUUUGAAUGCUGUAUAUAUUAGAAUAUAUGGAGAAUCACGGUGUGAUGCAACUAUACACAAAAAAUUAAUGUGAAGUUUCAAGCGGGGGGGUAAAGCUGUCCUAAGGGGCGGAAAAAAAAUUUCUCCAUGAAGACGCUUCACUUUAUAUGGUUCGACAUAAGAAUUUAUAAAGUUGUUUGUCCAACUAAUGGAACUGUGCUUAUUAAUAAAAAAUCCUGACCUCGGGUAACAGGCCGCCUUGUACCCUGUUGCUGGCUUCAUGUACAUACAUAAGUGCAUGCACCCAUCCAAAUGCUCUCUUCCCAACAUCCACUAAAUAGGACCUUGACUUGGUUUAACAACCUGAUUUUGUGCCAGCUUCUCUUAAGGCUCCAAGGCUUGAAAGAUAAAUUGAAGACCGAGAGUUGCUUAUUUCCUCACACCUGAUUUCUCCUAGAGCCAUAAAUACCUCCUUUUGAGAACGAAGAAGUAGUGAAGACGGGGAUUUUCUAAGUCUGAUUUUUUUACUUUUGUGGGAAUAGUGAGACACAGUAGAAGGAAAACUGGUGCCAGGAUGACUUUGAGAAUUACUGUAUAGUGCAUUUUUGAAAAGAAUGUUUGAAAACUGCUAUCUAGAAGCAAGAUUUAAAAAAAAAAAAAAAGCUUAUCUGAAAGUUUAAAAUGCUCUAGAACUAAAGCAUAAGUAUACCAAUAAAUCUAAAAUAAAGGUUAGUGCUUUUAAAACUAACCUAUGCUAAAGUGAUACUGUUCUGGCUCUGAAGGAUCUCCUUUGUACCAGUUUAUCUGUAGAUCCUCAAGAAGACAUUCUUUAGGUUGCCAAACCACAAUUUAAGAAGUAAUGCUGCUGCUGUUAAUCUAUUCUUAAAGGAUUCGGGUGGUUAAAACAGAGAAACGUAGACACUAUGUUACCUUCUGAAACACACUUUAAAUAUCAUGUUUAAAAGGCCUGAUGAGAGCAAGUCCCUUCUGAGUUUCUUGGUCUGUGUCGACACUGCUCCUGACUCGCCUCUCCUGUCCUGGAAGGAGACUUCAGUGUCCCUGUAUCGUGAAGAGACCGUAGUUGGUUUGUGAAGCACUUUGAAGAUAAGCACUGUGUGACAGUGCUGAAUAUUAUGCCUGGGGGGGCCUCUCCUUGAUUCCCUUCCCCAUAAUAAAGAGCUGUGUUUGGAACUGUAAUAAGUUAUGAACUGCAUGGUUUAGAUAAUCAUAAAUAUUUGAUCAGCUGUCCCCUUGAACAAAAAUCGUACACCCUGAUUUUUUUUAAAUUUUGUUGCAUCUUUGUAGUAAUGUAAUUGUAUCUUAUGCCUGCUUUUUAUAUUAAAAAAAUAAAAGAAAUUAAGACAUAA
This is a messenger RNA of Phacochoerus africanus (Common warthog), 8343 nucleotides long. RefSeq names its product Rho associated coiled-coil containing protein kinase 2 (gene ROCK2). The coding region runs from base 476 to 4903 and encodes 1475 amino acids. The record is from RefSeq and is a predicted model, not a curated record. NCBI's taxonomy places the organism in Eukaryota, Metazoa, Chordata, Mammalia, Artiodactyla, Suidae. Gene Ontology annotation, molecular function: ATP binding; small GTPase binding; Rho-dependent protein serine/threonine kinase activity. Gene Ontology annotation, biological process: peptidyl-threonine phosphorylation; mitotic cytokinesis; actomyosin structure organization. Gene Ontology annotation, cellular component: centrosome; cytoplasm; cytoskeleton. The transcript has 35 exons.